Staurois parvus is the source of this 344-nucleotide messenger RNA. The record is from the annotation of a GenBank genome assembly. Lineage: Eukaryota; Metazoa; Chordata; Amphibia; Anura; Ranidae.
CACACAAGUUCCGCCCACCUGUGCCCAGCAGUGCGCCCACCUGUGCCCAGCAGUGCGCCCACCUGUGCCCAGCAAUGCACCCACCUCUGCCCAGCAGUGCUCCCACCUGUGCCACCCAGCAGUGUCACCACCUGUGCCCAGAAGUGCCACCUACCUGUGCCCAGUAUCAGUGCCACCAGUCAGUGCCCAGCGGUUGUGCCAUGCCCAGCAGUGAUGUCAGUCAGUGCCACCUAUUAGUGCUGUCUAUCAGUACCCAUUAUCAGUGUCGCCUAUCAGUGCCACCAAUCAGUGCCGCAUAUCAGUGCCACCUAUCCGUGACACCUCAUUAGUGCUGCCUAUCAGUG